This is a messenger RNA of Labrus mixtus (cuckoo wrasse), 6301 nucleotides long. RefSeq names its product MIB E3 ubiquitin protein ligase 2 (gene mib2). The transcript has 19 exons. Gene Ontology annotation, biological process: protein ubiquitination. The record is from RefSeq and is a predicted model, not a curated record. Gene Ontology annotation, molecular function: zinc ion binding; ubiquitin-protein transferase activity; protein binding. NCBI's taxonomy places the organism in Eukaryota, Metazoa, Chordata, Actinopteri, Labriformes, Labridae. Gene Ontology annotation, cellular component: cytoplasm. The coding region runs from base 916 to 3795 and encodes 959 amino acids.
UGAAAGAGGGCUGUACAUCCUUAUGUAGAGCGUGAUGCGCAUGUGUUCCUACAUAUUGAUCUGUAAACAGCAGCGUGUGUCAGCUUCACACGCAUGGUACUGACACUUGCGUCACCUGGUGAUGGAUUAUAGCAUCAGAGGAGUCCUAUGCGGAGCAAGGACCCAUUUGGCUGUUUUUAUGUGAGGACGUGGGAACGUCAACCUGAAUGCAGCGCUCAUCGCGAAACAGCCGCUCUCCCUGGCCAUCCUCCUCCCUCUCCUCUCCUCUACUCCUCCACGGAGGUAAUCCUUGCUGACACAAGGCACAAAAGACUAAAUGCUGGCUGCAUCCUCCAGCAGCAGGGCUCUCUCCUCAUCCUCAUCUCCUCAUCAUGGCCAGGCUGUUCGCUAGCACAGCAGGAUGCUAUUUCUCUAAGACUGCUUAAUACUGUCGAUCUCAUCUCUGGAAUACCGGCCUGGCUGCCGUCCUCCUCCGCCCCCUGUAUCUCCUCCUCCUCCUCCUCCUUGGCCAGUUCAUUCAGGGAGCACAUCAGCACAGGACUUCAGCCCGGAGGAGGCAUUUUUUGUAUUAUUUUUUAUCUUGAUGGAAUCUGGUUGGAUUCUGGUAGGACCGCUGGUUCCUUUUUUUUUUUUUCAGCAUCUGAUGCAUUUACUUAGCAGGACGUAGGAGCUUCCUCCUCUUCUUCCCUAUUUUUUUACAUCUCCGUUUUCACCCUGCUGCACAUCACUAAACAAGCAGUCACCCCUGAACUGUUCCCUGAAACCCCCCUGGUGCCGUCCCUGCCUACCAUAUCUUCGGCACGAUCCAGCUCCGUCCCUCAGAAGCCUCGGAGGCCCAGUAACAGCGGUUCUGACGGUGCUGCCAGGCCCCGGCCGUUGCGCUCAGCCCCCAGGCCAGGCCCCAGCAGAGGCAGCAUGGAGGUGGGCAUGCGCGUGGUGCGUGGCCUGGACUGGAAAUGGGGAAACCAGGAUGAUGGAGAGGGCCAUGUAGGCACUGUGGUGGAGAUCGGGCGGCAGGGCAGCACCACCACGCCGGACAAGACAGUGGUGGUGCAGUGGGACAGCGGCACACGGACCAACUACCGCACUGGCUACCAGGGUGCCUAUGACCUGCUGCUUUAUGACAACGCUCAAAUCGGUGUGCGCCACUCCAACAUAAUCUGCGAUAGCUGCAAGAAGCACGGCAUCAUGGGAAUGCGAUGGAAGUGCAAAGUGUGCUUCGACUACGAUUUGUGCACCCAGUGUUACAUGAACAACAAGCAUGACCUGGGCCAUGCCUUUGAGCGUUACGAGACAGCACACUCCCAGCCAGUGAGCUUGGCACCGAGGCAGAACCUUCCGCGGAUCAUCCUCAAAGGAAUCUUCCAGGGGGUUAAAGUGGUUCGUGGACCCGACUGGGACUGGGGAAACCAAGACGGCGGGGAGGGUAAGGUUGGGAAGGUAGUGGACAUUCGCGGCUGGGACACAGAGUCUGGUCGCAGUGUGGCCAGUGUCACCUGGUCUAAUGGCACCACCAAUGUCUACCGAAUGGGACACAAAGGCAAAGUAGACCUCAAGUACGUGUCUGACGGCCAAGGAGGAUUCUAUUACAAAGACCACCUACCCAAACUAGGGGAGCAUGCAGAGCUGCAGCGUCAGGAGAGUGCUGACGGCCACUCCUUCCAGCAGGGGGACAAGGUCAAAUGUCUCUUGGAGGUGGACAUCCUGCGACAGAUGCAAGAGGGGCAUGGAGGCUGGAACCCCAAAAUGGCAGAGUACAUUUGCCGGAUCGGGACUGUUCACAGAAUCACUGACCGAGGAGACGUACGAGUCCAGUACAGCAACAACAUCCGCUGGACUUUCCAUCCUGGGGCCCUCACCAAGGUGAACACUUUUGGAGUUGGAGAACUAGUAAGAGUGCUGGAGGACAUGGAGAGUGUGAAGAGACUGCAGGCCGGCCAUGGAGAGUGGACAGACAGCAUGGCUCCUGUGCUCGGCCAGGUCGGAAAGGUGCUAAAAGUUUAUGCAGAUGGUGACCUUCGGGUGGCGUUUGGUGGUCAGACAUGGACGUUCAACCCAGCGUGCCUCUCAGCCCAGCCUGUGGAGGUGGACGCCAACCUCAUGACAGCUGAGAACCCCAACGAUUCUGGAAGUACUGUCAUCUCAGUGUUGGAGAAGCUGCUGUCUCAGUCCACGGAGCAGGACAAUCCCAGCCGGCUGGUGAUUGAGGCAGCACACGGCAGUGCCAACAAAGUGCGGGAGUUGGUGCAGAAGUAUCCUGACAAGGUGGAUAUAAAGAACCAGGGCAAGACCGCACUGCAGGUCGCUGCCCACCAAGGCCACAUGGAGGUCGUGAAGGCCCUGCUGCAGGCCAACGGCUCCAUCGAAGUCAAGGAUGAAGAUGGAGACACGGCAUUGCACUACACUGCCUUUGGUAAUCAGGCAGAGAUCGCACGGCUGCUGUUAAGCAAAGGGGCAAAUGUCAACCUACUGAACAACUCCAUGUGCACGGCGCUCCACAUUGCCGUAAACAAGGGCUUCACAGACGUGGUGCGUGUGCUGACUGAACACUCGGCUGAUGUCAACCUUCAGGAUUCAUAUGGGGACACACCGCUCCAUGAUGCCAUUGCGAAAGAUUUCCGCAAUAUCAUCGAGAUCCUGGUGUUGGUGCCAAACAUUGACUUCACCCAGCAGAACCACAGAGGCUUCAACCUGCUGCACCACGCUGCCCUCAAAGGAAACAAACUGGCCACAGAGAAGAUCCUGGCCCGGGCGCGGCAGCUGGUGGACGUUAAGAAGGAGGAUGGAUUCUCUGCACUGCAUCUGGCUGCCCUCAACAACCACCGUGACGUCGCCGAGAUCCUCAUCAAGGAGGGACGCUGCGACAUCAACAUCCGCAACAACCGCAACCAGACGCCGCUGCAGCUGGCGGUCACGCAGGGCCACACCGAGCUGGUGCAGCUGCUGGUGACCGAGGGCGCCGACGUCAACAUGGAGGACGAAGACGGCGACACGGCCAUGCACGUUGCCCUCCUCCGCCCGCAGCUGGCCAACGUUAUGCUCAGCCCGCCCGUGGGAACCAGCAGCACGGAGGAGAGCAGUGAGGGCUGCUCCUCCACAUCGCUCUACUGCAGGCUGAAUGCUUCAGGUCUUCUGGGGAACACCGAGCUGAGCGUCGGCGCCGGGAUUGCUUGUUUUCUAGCGCAGGAAGGAGCUGACAUCAACUAUGCCAACCACAAGGGCAAGAGCCCCCUGGACCUGGUGGCAGACAGCACCAUGAUGCAGCUCAUCAAGAGCUUCUCUGAGAAACACAGGUUGCAGCGUCUACAGGCCAUCACAUGUGGACAGGGCCUGAGCAGCGCGAGCCUUCGGAGGGUCCACACUACACCAAACACCAUGACAAACCUGGUUCUUCCCACACCGCCGGGGCCCAGUGAAUGCCUCAUCUGCUCCGAGCUGGCACUGCUGGUUCUCUUCUGUCCCUGCCAGCACAGCGUGGCCUGUGAAGAGUGUGCCCAUCGAAUGAAGAAAUGCAUCAAAUGCCAAGUCACAAUCACCAAGAAAAUUAGACAAGACCAAACAGAGGUGGACGUCAGCCCUGGCACCGAAAACUCAGAGCAGCACAACCUGCUGGAGCAGCUGCAGUCUCGCUACCGGCAGAUGGAGGAGCGAAUCACCUGCCCCAUCUGCAUCGACAACCACAUCAAGCUGGUCUUCCAGUGCGGACACGCCUCCUGCAUUGACUGCAGCGCCGCGCUAAAGACCUGCCCCAUCUGCCGGCAGACCAUCAGAGAGCGCAUACAGCUAUUCGUCUGAGCUUCUCUGUCCUCUCAGAUCUUACACACCCAAAGAGGAUGUCAGAGUGGGGAGAAGUGGGAGGGGCAACUGUUACAUUUGAAGACACAGUGACCUUUAUCUGCCUGUCACACCCUCCUGCUCACCUGCCUCAGCUCUCAUUAAUCAACUUUAUUCAUGACCCUGUGUUACAUCUCUAAGAGUCCACUGUUACAUUAUCACAAGUUUCCCUCUUGAUCAGCACAGACAGGAACUUGUCGAUAAAUUCUAAAGUAGUUUUCAGCGUCAGAACUGAUGUUCCGCCGAGCCCUGAAGGGAAGCAGACGAGGGGAAGUUUCGAGGUGAUGCUGCCACUUUGAAAACUCUGAUCGGUUAGCUGGAAGAAAUUAAGGUCCUUCUAUUCUUCUUUCCCUUACGCCCGCUCAGCCUCCACCUUCUGUGAUCUGUCCUCUCUUUGCUGCUUUAAGUGGAUGUCUGUUACCCAUCAUCCUCUCUGGCUGUCUGGCCUCCUCUGUUUACAAGGCUGCGCAAAGUCAGUCCCUGUCUCCUCGGCCCGUCCCGUGAAUUAUGUUUGCUCUCAUUUGUACCAAUCUCUUAAUAAUCAGUGUUAGUCUCUGCAGAGGGAGUUGGCAUAACUAAAGGCUCUCUAUAUAGUCCCCAGCCACUCGCCUGUAUGCAAGGGGAAAUACACACUAUAUAUGCAUGAAGAUAUGCAUAUUGUAAAGCUGAAAAUGACCGUGUCGUCAUGGGUGGUUUGUCGUCGUCAGUGUUUUAUUUCUCUCUGGUUACAUUUGUGAUUUUUAUUGUACCCAUAAGUACAACUUUUUAUUUAUGUGUGAAAGGUGGUGUUGCGUAGUAAUGUCCAUUUUUUCAGUUGUUGUUUGCUUGGCAAAAAUACUUUUGUUUGUACUGAAAUUCACCCCAAGCCUAUGUCCUCUACUCAGGGUAUCAAACCAUUGAAAGCACUUGUGAUAUCCAUAAAAGGUUAAUGACCACACCCACCGUAAGAAACAGGAAGCAUAUCAGAGUGGAUAUAGGAUUGUUUUAGUGAAGAAAAGGUCGAAAAAAUGUGUGCAAAGUCACUCAAAUUAUCCGCAGAAACAGUCAGUCCAACAUUCAAAAUAUCAUUCGUAUUAGUGAGAUGAAUGUUUGCAGGAGAGUUUCUGCAACCAAACGGACAUUUUACACACAAAGCAACAUGAAAUCAAAGCAUCCCAGAUCCAGCAGUUAGCUCUUUUCUGUUGUGUUGAAUUUUAAAAAGAGAGCAUUGUGUUGGUUCGCUUGUUUGACCACCGUCUGUCGGGUGUCGAGACCAAAACCAGCACUGGGUUUAAAGGAGGAUACCAUGUUUUUGUGUUUGAUUCACCAGAUGUAUUGUAAAAUGUAGAAUCAGAAGGGCAAAAACAUGACGUAGUUGUGUUGCACCUCUAGUUCCACGUCUGCUCGAGUCGUGUCAGAAACCCUCUCCUUCUCUCCUCUCUAGUUCUGGAUUGUACAUCAUCAUCCUUUCUAAUGUUUUGAUGUGUUUUCUUGAAGGGCUUAUGCAUAAAAGAAAAUAUACUAUUUUAAUCUUUAUUUAAUUUUUAUUUUCUAUGAUAAACUUCCAGAGACAGGAGGGGUUGGGGUUUUUUUUGUCAUUUUUUUCCCAAAUUUUGGGAGAGCCAAUGUUAAAGAUGUACAUUUGAAUGUCUGGGAAAAAAUGUAUCCUGUCUCACUCUGCCUUUUUUAUGUGUAAAGAUAAAAAGAUGUAAGAAGCUGGAGGUGGAGCGGCUGAGAGGUGUUUACCACAAGGUUUACUUUGAGGAAAGAACUUUUACAUCAGUGCCAAAUCGCAUGAGGAUGUGCAUGGGCAUGCACGCCCGAAUUUAUCUACACACAACUUAGCUCAACCCCUCCAUGAUCAAAAGAGGGUACAGUUAUUCCAGCAGUGUUAAGGAAACUAAACUUAAACAUUCACAUUUCGUUUAGUUUGAAAUCAGAGGUUUUAAUGUCAGCACACCUGGUUCCUGGUGUUAGCAGUGAAGCUAAUGGUGUUAGCAUCCUAACUUUAGCUGUAGUGCUCUGAACCUCCUCAUGACCUCAGUGACGAGUGAUGCAACAUUCACUUUGAGAGUAUUACCAGUCCUAUAUUGUUUGGAGCUUUUUACAAGUAAAUAUAUUUAUAUUUUAUGAGACAUUAUCAAUCAAGGGACGAGUUUCUUACAUACAAUUCAAACAUUUUAAGGAUUGUGCGAUGGUGUUCAGAGUUUAGAUGGAUUUUCAGGCAAAGGCAAUAAUGUUUCAGAAACCUGGGUAAGAUGUUUGAGUUCUUUCUUUUCUCCCUCUAAAGGAGGCGGCUGUGAGGGCGGGAACCAAUUUAUGUAUAAAAACACGAUAAAAGCAGCAAAUGUUACUCUUGGUGUUUGUACAGUUCAGCUCUUGGAGUUCUGAUGUUGGCCUUACUGUCCAUUCCUCCUCUGUUGAUGUUUUUUCAGUUGUAUUCUGUACAAAAAUAUUUUGCAAUAAAUAUGGAACUGUUUUCUAAGGA